GCAUGGAGUAUACGCGCGUUCCGAUACACUCGUAACGUAACUUGGGGGUACAGUUUAGUUUACACUUGACUGUGGGCAGUCGUCGUGCGCUUGCGCAGACUACGGCGACGUACGACGCACGAGUUCCGAUACGAAUAUUGUAAACAAAAGGCGCAAUUGCGCGAAAUUUAAACGUAUCUUCAGAUAUUGUUUUCUACCUGCAAGUAAAGUUUACCUGUGAUACAUAUAUCAGUGCAGUAAACAGUGUUCAAAAUGGAUUUGUCCUGUGGAGAGAACAUAGAAAACUCCGGGAAUCAGGAGUGCGGCAGCCGGGCUGUGGAUAUGUGCAUCGCCGGCCCAGAUCGAGCUUUGGACCAUGAUCCUCGUGUCAUAUUAAAUUUAUUAACUUUGGAGAGGGCACAUGCUUUGCAUACAGACUACUUCCAGAAUGUGCAGAUUGAUAUUCAGCCAUUUAUGCGGAAAGUCGUUACCACUUGGAUGUUAGAAGUGUGCGAAGAACAACAAUGUGAGGAGCAGGUGUUUCCUCUUGCCGUAAGUUACAUGGACCGGUUCCUUGCUCAACGCGCCAUCUCGCGGCAACAGCUGCAACUGCUGGCUGUCACUGCAAUGCUUCUGGCCUCCAAAUUCCGGCAGUGCCAUCCUCUGUCUGUCGACCUUCUGUGUGCUUAUACAGAUAAUUCUGUAUAUCCACAAGAAGUUCGGCAAUGGGAAGUGAUGCUUUUACAGCGGUUGAACUGGCAGCUCUCAAUCGCGACAGCGUUCGACUUUGUGGAGCCAUACCUUGCGAGAGUGCCUUGGGGAAGAAGCAAUCCACUCGUGCGCACUCAUGCACUCACGCUCACCUCCGUUUGUUAUACUGAAACGGAAUUCCUACUAGUGCCACCAUCUUUAAUCGCCGUCGCCUGUAUAACAGCAGCGGCUCGAGGGCUGCGCGUGCGCAUGUCCAUAAACGACUUGUGUGUGUUGACACGUACGCCGGCUGCCGCUGCUGAGCUUAUUGCUCGACAUGUGGAGCGGGUGCUGGCUAGGGAGACUCAGCCACAGGAACCGAGGACUAGGCAUAUGCACUCACAUAAACAAACCGCCUCAGAACAGACACAAUUACCAGACACACCCACAGACGUACAAGACGUGCACUUUUGAUCUAAGAUACCCUAGAUUAAAGAAGAACUUGAGUAAAAUUUGAUAAAAUCAUACUUUUCCUUGUAUUAAGAGUUGCAUCAUGAGAAUAUCUACCCAAUUUUGUUGAAAAUGUUACAAAUGCACAAGACAUUCAAUUUUACAAUAGAUUUUUUCUUGCACACCUGGAUAGAAAAUAAAGAACCCAAGGAGACAUAAUAUGUAUUCUGAUGCAGUUGCGUUCAAUAAUAAAUCUAUGAGAAUAACAUAGAAGAAUUGUCCAUUGAUCUCAAAUUUUAUUAAUGUAAAAUAUUGCCUUAGAGUAGAUUUAAUAUUAUUUAUUAAGAUUUGUUAAUGUGUAAUAUAGUUUGAAUAUGUUCCAGUUAUUACUAUAGAUAUGAUCUCCAGUAAAUCCAAAAGUUAUUGUAAGACUGAAAUAUAAGGUAACUGUAAUUCUUUUUCGAAUUAAACGCGACAACCACAAAUAAUUUUAUAUUUUUUUUUAAUAAUCAAUUUAAUACCACGUCAGAAUGAAACUAACAGGAGACUUUUAGAUAAUUACUAUUAUAUUUAAUAAUACUUAUUGUAUGCUAUUAUAAAAUUUAAGUUAUAUUAAGCAUAUUUCUGAAAUAGUAUUUAUAUUGUAAUGUUGGUAAGGACCAACAUACUUGUACAAAGUGUGGUUAGCAUUAAUAAAUUCUGGCGUGGUUCGCAAAAACAAAUAGUAAUUAUUAUUUAUUCUGUGGCAAUAGCCAACAAUUUAUUUAUCAAAAACAAUAAAGCAUAUUUUUUUUUUAUGUAUGAUUUUUGUGAAUGUUGUGAAUAGUUUCCUUUUGAGAGCUUUUUGUGUGUCAUUUUAUUAUUGAUAGCUAAUGAUUAUCGUGAGUAUUUUGUUAGGAUCUCAGUUUGUAGCAAAUUUCAAACAAUAUAAUAAUUAUUGUAAAAUGGUGUGUCUAGUUCGUAAUAAUGUCGCGUGAAUAUGUUAAAGUAUGUAAUAUUUAUUUAAGUAGAUAUACAUGUUAAGUUUUAGUAAAUUCUAGUCAGAUGUUUUACACAUUCCUGUUUUCGACCAAACUUUGAUGAUUCUAAGAUAUUAUUAAUUUAAUAGUUUAAGUUUAGAGUGUAGCUUACAAGGGGUGUUAUUUACUCUAGAUUAUCUCUAUGAUAUGAAAUAUCGUGUACAUGAAUUAGAAAACUUCAAAAUACUCAUUAACGAGUAAGUAAUUUAAAGUAAAUAGAAGCCUCCCCUUGUAUGACUAGGUUUGUCUAUUGUGCACAUGGAAAUAAGAGAGAAAUGUAGGUAGAUGAUAUUAUCGUAUAAAUAUUGUGUAAGUCGAAGUAGCGAGGCGCGUCGGGCAACGUUACGCGAUGUUAAUUAAACUAAUUAGAAUAAAUUAAUGGUCGAGCUUUCAAGUUUCUCUCUUAAUUCUAUUAAAAAGCGUAACCUUCCCAUAAGCAUAAGCUUAAUUAUAACGAGCUCUCAUGAAACUACAGUGUGUAACGUAUCGUUAAAUAUAUGUAUGUGUAACAUACGUCAUGUGCUGUUGUGUCAGUGUUGUUGUAUUAUUUAUCAAAGAUCGAAAUUGUUUAAUCGACAUAUUCUUUUUGUGUUUUCAAUUCGUCAAGAUUGUCCAAUAUUGUCCAUGGUACCUACAAUAUGUAUACCUAGAAUAAAUAGCAUUAAGACUGUAGAAAGCAGGGGUCGAUGAGUUGAUGUACAGUUUUGAGUAUGUUUCUAAACGUAAUAAAGUAAUAAAAAUAUUAA
Messenger RNA from Galleria mellonella (greater wax moth), 2884 nucleotides. RefSeq names its product G1/S-specific cyclin-D2-like (gene cycD). Gene Ontology annotation, molecular function: cyclin-dependent protein serine/threonine kinase regulator activity. The coding region runs from base 253 to 1143 and encodes 296 amino acids. The record is from RefSeq and is a predicted model, not a curated record. Gene Ontology annotation, cellular component: nucleus; cytoplasm; cyclin-dependent protein kinase holoenzyme complex. The transcript is spliced from 4 exons. Gene Ontology annotation, biological process: mitotic cell cycle phase transition; regulation of cyclin-dependent protein serine/threonine kinase activity; positive regulation of G1/S transition of mitotic cell cycle. NCBI's taxonomy places the organism in Eukaryota, Metazoa, Arthropoda, Insecta, Lepidoptera, Pyralidae.